Uranotaenia lowii is the source of this 4013-nucleotide messenger RNA. It is a transcript of the gene otp, whose product is annotated as homeobox protein orthopedia. Lineage: Eukaryota; Metazoa; Arthropoda; Insecta; Diptera; Culicidae. The record is from RefSeq and is a predicted model, not a curated record. Gene Ontology annotation, biological process: regulation of DNA-templated transcription; neuron differentiation. The transcript has 8 exons. Gene Ontology annotation, molecular function: DNA-binding transcription factor activity, RNA polymerase II-specific; DNA binding. The coding region runs from base 1585 to 2802 and encodes 405 amino acids.
CUAGUUCUAGUUAGAGUAACAUUUUCUUCAGCUGAAGACAACUCGAUUGUGGUGUUUAUUAAUAUCACGUGCUUUUAAUUUGAAUUGUUGUUACAUUUCGAUUACCGAUUCGCGGAAGCCACGCCCCUCUGUUUUUAGAGUGAUAGAGACGGCAGAUAACCACUGGAAUGGUUAUGAAUAAAUGACAAAGUGGAACGAAAGAGAGCGAACGGCGGCCUUCGUGCGUAUGGGUGUGAGUCUGUAUCGGUAUCGAUUCGGAGAUCAGCUUCGCAGUUAACUUGGGCUGAUCCGCAGCAAGUUGGUGUUUGUGUGUCGCACGGGCUUUUCUGAUAGUCCACCCACCCUGAGCCUCCUCUUUCCGUUUGUUGGAUUUUCGACUACCGUGUAUUGUGUCGCUGUCUGUUGGAUGCUGCGGCCCAUCAUCAGUACUGAUACGAAUCUCGAACGGAGUGCGGCGCUACGUACAGUUGUUUAGCCGGGGGAAUUUGGUCCGGAGCAUUCUCGUGUACUCGUGAGUGGGUUCAACUCGGUGUUAUCCUACACGGAUCUUCUGCACCGGACUCACCCACACUCUUGUCGCUCUAGCUCAAGCUCUAGCUAGGAGCUUCCAUUUAGCAGCACCCGUCGCCAACCAGAAACGAGGCUCUCGGUGGACGAAUCCAAACACUAAACCAAAUCCCAUCAGACCAGUGACGGGGCCGGAUUCGAUUUUGGGAUCCUCCUGCCUAGAUAGAGCGCCAGGCGUCACGGGACGUCCACUUUGUUGGAACCGUCGGGCCAAACGCCGCCACAUCUCGGUGUUAUCGUCCUCUACUAUCGCAACUUUGGCCGUAAUGAAUUAAAUUUGUUACCUACUCAUUUAAUUAAUAAAGUGUCUAAUUAAUAAGCGUGAGAAGUGUGUGAGCUGGAGGCGCUGGCGUAGUUUUUUUUUCCUUUUUCGUUCAACUUUCCAUUCGUCCCGGAUUGUUGGAGGUCUGGUGAUCCCUAAGGGAGAAAACGUGAUUUCUCCUCCGAAGGAGGAAGAAAGUUGGAAAGAUCUCACGUGAAAGUGAAACGCCGCGACGACGACUACUACUCAACCUGCAACUUACGACGACGAGGACGACGACGCGCGGUGCAAAUUAGGCGCCCAGUCACAGUGAUCAUCUCGCCAAUAAGCGUUUAUGCAUAAUUAAACCCGUGUCGUGAAGCUCUAGCGUGCAAAUUGGAUAUGCGUAAUUGAAAGUGUAUAUACUUACUUACACACGAAGAAGACGACUCUGCUCGCUACUAUUUGCUGUUGCUGCAGCUGGUCGAUUGGCCCUGAUGAUUAAGUGAUAGUUUUUUUUACUAAUAGUGAGUAAACAUGAUGCGCGACAAUUGUUUUGGCGACUAAUUAGUCAAGGUGAAGUGAAUUCGAUACACAAACAUGGUUGAUCUGAGAAGAAAGCGAGAGUGAUUUCGGAUUUUGUUUUUGUCGUUGGUGGCGGCGGCGAAGCUUAUCUAGCUUCUUGACGGAAAUCUAAGACUAAAGAAAUUCUGCAAAAUUUGCAGUAAAACAAAUUCAAACUGUCGGCCCUGUCGAUAAGAAGCUUCUCAGCCAACAUGCUGAACAAUCUGGGUGCGGCUGGAUUGGGAGGACCAAAAGAGUGCGACCUGCCGAAGGGCGGCAUCACAUCUCUGCACGGGGGCAACGGUUUUGGUCCGAUUCCGAAUUCAGGCAGCUCAGACAGCAACGGCAAUCGGUUGCAUGUCAACAACAGUGGCCCUGGCGGAGGAGGCGGGGGUGGAGGCGCUGGUGCCGGAAGUGGAGGUGGAUCCGGAGGAAGUGGCGGGGGACUCUGUGAACCGCACAACAUCCACCAGGAUCAGCACAUUACGGAUAAAAACGGAAAACAGAAAAGACACCGGACCCGAUUUACGCCGGCCCAACUGAACGAGCUGGAACGGUGCUUCUCCAAGACGCACUAUCCGGACAUCUUCAUGCGCGAGGAGAUCGCCAUGCGGAUCGGGCUGACCGAGUCGCGCGUUCAGGUUUGGUUCCAAAAUCGACGAGCCAAGUGGAAGAAACGAAAGAAGACAACCAACGUAUUCAGAACUCCAGGUGCCCUUCUCCCCUCCCAUGGUCUGCCACCCUUUGGCACUAACAUUACCAAUAUUGCAAUGAGCGAAAGUUUAUGCGGGACUUCGAUGUUCGGUGGCGAUCGGUGGGGAGUAGGAGUCAAUCCAAUGACCGCCGGAUUCGGUCAGCUGAAUCAAACCACCUCGCUUUCGUCCACCCUCAAUGGUGGCCUGAACUCGGGGAUCAACAUUUCGUCGGCCAUGGGCGCCGGCGGUUAUCACAACUAUGGACUGAACGCCCUUGGUAAUGAAUUUAGAGCUGACUUUUCCUGUGACAGCAUGAUGUACCAACACUCGGUGGGCGGAGUUGGGGGAUGCACCGGAGGAUCGCCGACUUCGACCCCGCCCAACAUUAGUGCAUGUUCUUCGUCGACGCCGCCACUCGGGAGCAGCAGUGGGCAGCAGCAGCAGCAGCAACAACAGCAGCAGCAACAGCAACAGCAACAACAACAACAACAGCAGCAGCAACAACAACAGCAAGGUGCUAGUCAAAACGAACCGAACGCCAACGGUGAUAUGUCAAAUCAAGGACCGCAUCUGGGUAACUGCCAGGGCUUAACUUCCGGCACCCCGGAGGGCGACGAAGAUGUCUGGCGGGGUCACAGCAUUGCGGCCCUCAGGAGGCGGGCCUCGGAGCUCAACCAAACGAUGCCCUCGUACUUGCACGCUCACAACUACGAUCACCACAACUCGGUGUAUUGACUGCAGUUAUACAAAUAGGACAGCCAGUGGGGGGCUGCGGAUCUGUUCGAAGGCCGCUGAAACGUCGAGGUAUUUAGCUCGGUCGUGACUCCCGCAGGUUGAACGAAGUUUUUAGUUCAAAUCUAUUUUAUCUUCUUUUUGGCUCUCGAAAGACAGCUCGUACUACCAUUCAAAUCGAUGAAAUCGUUUUUAUAAUGCAACAAAAAUGGAGUAUACGAUAUAUAGCGGAAACUAAACUGUGAGACCAGUGAUGAACCUGGUGAAGGAACAACAUCUCGAAGUAUACGAUUUUUAAUCAUGUUCAAACCGAACAUUAGCUUAGUUCAAAACUGAAAGGAAAAUUCAUUUGUUUUAUAAAUACAAAAAGUGCUUCAACAGCGAAACCAAGUAUACGAAGUUUCCACGACUGUGAAAGUGGAACCCAAACGAGAGAAAACGCGGAAUGAAAGGAAUGAUAAUAAAGUAUUUUUGUGGUAAUCAUAAAUUAUUCUCUAUACUCAUACACAGUGAAACUCUAAUGAAUAUUGAAAACUGAAUUCAUCUUAAGGACACGCAAAAUCUGUAUAAAAUAAUCUUUCUCGAUCGUGAAACAACGCAAUGCAGCUGAUAAAUGAACGUAAAAAGCCAACAUUCCAAGACCAGUGUGCUGUAAAUAGGCGAACACUUUCGUUUUCUUCAAAAUUUUCUUUAUAGAAUUAUUAAAAAGGGACAACAGUGUAAUUGAAAUUGGUUGUAAAAACAAAAAGAUAUCAUUUGGUCCAUGUAAACUUGCCCGCAUGCCGUUUCCAUUUUGUACAGUCCUAAACCAUUUUAUUUUGAACAGUUGAUGAGGAAAGCGCUUAAAAGAUUUCACAGCACUUUUAAAUUUUUUCUUUCAUUAAAAACGAGAACAAACCCCCUUUCAAUGGCCAAAAAUUACAAUAAUCAGGCGAUUACAUGUGUAUCUAAGCUAGGCGUAAGCAGAUAAACCCGAUAAGUAGAACAAACAGGAAGAGCCUAUCAACGGAGUACGUAACAUUCUUACUUAUGCAUCGCGCGUUUCCGCCAACAAAAAAGAAAGUAGAAGACGGCUAGAUGGAUUAAAAUUUGAGAACAAUUCGAUCAGCAACCAGUGUAUACGAUUAAUGAAAAUAAAAAUUCUUAAAUUAAGACGAAUCUAAGAAAAAAAGAAGAUGUAUGUUAGUAAAAUAUUUCAUUAUUGAUAUCUAAUA